AUGUCAUUGUCAUACAGUCAUCAACUAUUAUCUCCUGAUCCUCAUGCGAAACAUAUUGAAGUUCCUUGCUUUAUGCAGAUGCUGAAGAUGGAGCGCAAGGUCCAAUCAGCUAGGCGGCAUGAGUCGAUCUAUUGGCAUUUAGCUUCACAUGGUGUCCCAAAGAGUUUACAUUGUCUUUGCCUCAAACUGGCCGAAGAGUAUGCUGUGAAUGCCAUGGCACGUUCUCAUUUACCUCCACCUGAAUUUGUUUCUCAUCUCACUGAUCCUUCAUUCGAUCACAUCGUUCUUCUAACUGACAAUGUCCUUGCUGCCUCGGUCGCCAUCUCAUCUACCAUCAAGAGCUCAGUCAAGCCAGAGAAAUUGGUGUUCCAUGUAGUGACUGAUAAGAAAACCUAUACUUCAAUGCAUGCAUGGUUUGCAAUAAACUCCGUAAAUUCAGCAGUCGUGGAAGUCAAAGGAUUGCAUCAAUAUGAUUGGCCUCAUGAGGUGAAUGUUGGAAUUCAGGAUAUGCAAGAGAUUCAUCACCUGAUCUGGAGCCAUAAAUAUGACAAUUUGAAGGACAUUGAAUAUAAGGAAGAGCAUGAAAGGAACUUAGAGAUUCUAAACCUCAGCUGUGUUUCCCUUUUGAAUCAUCUGCGCAUAUACAUCCCGGAGCUGUUUCCAGAUUUGAACAAGAUUGUGUUCCUAGACGAUGAUAUUAUAGUGCAACACGACUUAUCAUCUCUAUGGGAAUUGGAUCUCAAUGGGAAAGUUGUCGGUGCGGUUGUUGACUCAUGGUGCGGUCGUGCCUGUUGCCACGGUAGAAAAUACAAGGACUAUUUCAACUUUACAGAGCCAAUUAUAUCUUCAAACUUGGAUCGUGAUCAGUGUGGGUGGUUAUAUGGGAUGAAUGUUUUUGAUCUCCAAACAUGGAGGAAGACCAAUAUCACUGCAAACUAUCAUCGAUGGCUUAAACUUAACCUCAAUUCUGGAUUGACAUUAUGGCAUCCUGGAGCACUUCCACCUGCCUUGCUAGCGUUCGAGGGUCACGUGCAUACCAUUGAUCCAUCGUGGCAUGUUGCUGGGUUAGGCCAUCGAUUUCCACAAGUUUCCCAACAGGUAUUGGAAGCUGCAUCUGUUAUCCAUUUCAGUGGACCCGCAAAAACCGUGGCUUGA
Messenger RNA from Ilex paraguariensis (yerba mate), 1155 nucleotides. NCBI's taxonomy places the organism in Eukaryota, Viridiplantae, Streptophyta, Magnoliopsida, Aquifoliales, Aquifoliaceae. The record is from the annotation of a GenBank genome assembly.